GAUAAUAUUUAACUUGGCCUCCUGACGGCAGCUCAUUUGAGUUUCACACGCCGACUAGAGGAGGAGAAAGAAGUGCUGGAGGUGGAGGUGGUAGAAAGGUGGAAAAGCAGAACCAGAAGCCCAGUCCGAAUUGAAAGUCAGGGGAAAGGAAAGGAAAAUCGAGGGGCGGACACAUGUUGUCAUGUUGACAAGUGCGAGGGAGUGGGAAUUGAAGAGCCGCCAGCGGUUGCCAGUGAAGUUUUGGAUGUUUCCGAUGUGGCUGCUGUGGUGCCUCCUGAUACCCGGCCAGGUGUUGCUCGGCAAUGCCGCCUCGGUCACCUGGGGACAUGUUGGCAAAUACGCCAGUGUGCUGCACACCGAAGAUGUUUACCUAACGCCGGAGACCCCGCAAAUAGAUUUCGCCUACGGCUCGCAGAAUGCCAGCGAUAACUACCGGAUUACGGGUAUACAUGUCGAGGAUUUGGGCUACGGUGGAGCGGAGGCCGUUCUCACAGCCGGCGGCAUUGGCCAGCAGUUUGUGGUCAUUCGUUCCUCCAUGGAAACACAGGAGCCAGCUUAUCUCGAGUUGUCCAUCUAUGGGGUAGACCUAUGAGAUGUCACUAAUAGCUAAGGAGAGGGAGUACUCUACUGCGUUGUAAAUAUUAAUCAGUCUAGAGCUUAAAACUUUCAGCUGUACAAGCAAAGUGCAGAGCGAAAAAGAGGAAUUUAUGAUCUAAUUUGAAUUUUUUAACAAUUUUAAUGGUAAACUUGUUUCUAUCUCAACUUAUUACCUAUUUUUCAUCACAUCAACUAUUUUUUUAUAUGCCAUUUAAUAAGUUAAUCUGUUUCUUAAGCUGUAUAUUAGUAUUGCAUGUGACAAUGUCAACAUAUAAGCUGGCUUAUAUCAGGAAUUGCAAGUACAAAGGUAAACACUAGUGACUCUGACCUUCCCACGAUAACCUAUAUUUAGCAUUAUCUUGAGUGAAAUCGAACUUUUUAUAUUGUGUUAAUGGCUUAGGGUAAAUAUGAAGUCGCAAUAAUAACGAUAAGUUUUAAUCAUUGUGCAAUUUUAUGUUUUUUACUUUUGUAAACUUUGUUACUAAAUAUAAAAACAUUAAAACUGUAAA
Drosophila eugracilis is the source of this 1106-nucleotide messenger RNA. RefSeq lists its product as uncharacterized. The record is from RefSeq and is a predicted model, not a curated record. NCBI's taxonomy places the organism in Eukaryota, Metazoa, Arthropoda, Insecta, Diptera, Drosophilidae. Bases 182 to 592 code for a protein of 136 amino acids. The transcript has 2 exons.